Erigeron canadensis is the source of this 1319-nucleotide messenger RNA. Its product is annotated as GATA transcription factor 24-like. Bases 101 to 1111 code for a protein of 336 amino acids. Lineage: Eukaryota; Viridiplantae; Streptophyta; Magnoliopsida; Asterales; Asteraceae. The transcript is spliced from 7 exons. Gene Ontology annotation, biological process: regulation of DNA-templated transcription. Gene Ontology annotation, molecular function: protein binding; sequence-specific DNA binding; zinc ion binding. The record is from RefSeq and is a predicted model, not a curated record.
AAUAAAAAAGUAAAAAUCCCCCAAUCAAAUUUCACUUACAAAUCCCCAGUAUAGUAGUAAAAUUAGGGCUUAAACUUACUCCAAAAAAAUUGAAAAUUUGAUGAUGUCAGAUGUCAACAAUCAACAGCAGCAUCAUCAUCAUUUAGCUGUUACUUCAUAUGAUCCUACUACUGUAAUUCAACAAAAUGAUGUAGAAGAUGACGAAGAGGGUGAAGACGAUGACGUGGCAGGAGGUGAGGAAGAAUCAAUAGAUAAUCCAACUCAGAUGCGUUUUCAUCAUCAUCAUCAUCAUCAUCAUCAUCACCAUGGUUUACAGAAUAAUAAUAAUAAUAAUGAUGUUGUUGUACAUGUUGAUGUUGGUGUUGGUGGUGGAAUGGAUGGAAUGAGUGGUGGGCCAGGUCAUGCUUUGUAUGUGCCCGAUACCGAAAUUAUUCAGCCGAUAAAUGCGGGUGCUGGUGCUGGUGGUGGUGGUGAUCAGCUUACCUUGUCUUUUCAGGGUGAAGUUUAUGUUUUUGAUGCCGUUUCCCCCGAAAAGGUGCAAGCUGUUCUAUUACUUUUGGGUGGAUUUGAAGUACCCGGUGGAGUCCCUUCGAUCGGAAUCCCUCCCCAAAGUCAAAGGGAUUUGAGCGAGUUUCCUGCAAGAUCAAGUCAACCUCAAAGGGCUGCUUCCUUGAUUCGGUUCAGGGAGAAGAGAAAAGAAAGAUGCUUUGAUAAGAAAAUCCGCUACACUGUUCGCAAGGAAGUUGCGCUUAGAAUGCAACGUAAAAAAGGCCAGUUUACAUCAUCCAAGGCAAUAUCUGAUGAAGCAGCUGCUUCUGAUUGGAAUGGUGGUCCUGGACAGGAUGAAGAAACAACAUGUAGACACUGUGGAAUCAGCUCAAAGUCCACUCCUAUGAUGCGGCGUGGACCUUCUGGCCCAAGAACAUUGUGCAAUGCAUGUGGACUCAAGUGGGCCAAUAAGGGAGUUCUACGCGAUUUAACCAAGGUUUCAGCACCCGGAGUUCAGGAUCCUACUGGAAAAGCUAUUGAGCAGAGUGACGGUGAAGCAAACAACUCAGAUACUGCAAAUGUGAAUCCUCUUAUGAUCAGUAAUGGAGACAGCUCUGCUUAAUGUGGAAGUAAAAGAUGUAAAAUAAGAGAGGAUGCUAUAAGUUUAAUCAUCACAACAAAGAUCUGUAGGCAUAGUAUGUUUUGUUACAGGUACAUGAGACUGUAUCAUAGUUGUUGCUAGAUGUAGGUUUUGAAGCAUGACUCGGUUGCAUCUCUCAUACUCCAUUUUAUUACAACAUUAAAUGCAUUCGAGUCGGUUGCUUUCUCUA